AUGGAUUCGAAACGCAGGUUAACCCAAGCUAAAGUUCUUCCUCCAGUCAAUCGGCCGCCGCUGUUGAGUACCAGUCACAGUGAUAUAGACAUUGGACGCGACAAUCACAGAAUUGCAGAGCAUAAUGUAGAUCGGCCAAGAGUGAAACGUCAUACUGCCAGUCUUCCUGAUCUUCGACCACCAUUUACAAAUAAUCUAUUUGAAAAACAAAGCAGCAUAUCUGAUGAUAACAAGGAUAAAUCAUCGAAAGGUGGUGGGUCCGCUGCAACUAGAAAUUCGUUGCCUAUGGUCCCGAAAUUUAAUAACUCUCAAGAAAUCGGCAAUUCAUUACCGACAAAUAUUCAACGAAAGCCCACACGACGUCGUGCGAAUGACAUCAUUCUUACUCGUCCUGCUACCAUUGCCGUUGUGAUCAAGUACCAGCUCGGACAAUAUGAGCUCAAGAAGUUUAAAACGUGUUUUAAACAUAUCGAUCUUGACUCAAGUGGUGUAAUUGACUGCGAAGAAUUUUUUGAAUUUAUUGAUGAAACAAAAACGCCAUUUUCUGAAGGACUUUUUCGCAUGAUUGAUGCCGAUAAUAAUGGAACGAUUGACUUUGAAGAGUUUGUGCACGCUACUGUAUUAUAUUGUAUGUACACGCGUGAUGAAAUCCUUCGUUUCGCUUUCAACACGUUUGACCCUACAGCCUCAGGCUCCAUUGGGGACAAAGAGCUGCGACGCCUUGUCAGUAUGGUAAAUGAUGGCCAGUCCCAAUUCCCUAGUAACAUUAACAACGCCUUGAUCGAGUUUGACCGAAACAAGGCUGGUGUCAUCGACUUCGAUGAGUUUAAGAAAUUAAACAAGCGGUUUCCCAUGCUGUUGUUUCCUUGCUUUCGACUUCAAGACCGUAUGCAGAAAGCCACACUUGGUGACAAUCAUUGGUUACAGCUACACAAAUUUCUUUACGAACGACUCAAAGAUGAAAAUUAUCAGGUCUGCGAAAACACAACCGUCCGCUUCCAAAGCUCACCUUGA
Plasmopara halstedii is the source of this 1014-nucleotide messenger RNA. RefSeq lists its product as hypothetical. Lineage: Eukaryota; Oomycota; Peronosporomycetes; Peronosporales; Peronosporaceae. The record is from RefSeq and is a predicted model, not a curated record. Gene Ontology annotation, molecular function: calcium-dependent protein serine/threonine phosphatase regulator activity; calcium ion binding. The coding region runs from base 1 to 1014 and encodes 337 amino acids. The transcript has 6 exons.